Messenger RNA from Saprolegnia diclina VS20, 1212 nucleotides. RefSeq lists its product as hypothetical. NCBI's taxonomy places the organism in Eukaryota, Oomycota, Saprolegniomycetes, Saprolegniales, Saprolegniaceae. The record is from RefSeq and is a predicted model, not a curated record. The transcript has a single exon. Bases 1 to 1212 code for a protein of 403 amino acids.
AUGGAAAUCGCGGGUCAUGAAGAACUGCAUUUUCCAUCUCUCGCUCCCUCCAACAUGCGACUCUUUGUACCUGCGUCAGUGGCUGCGGCCGUCGUUGCCGCCGAUUCGGCUACCAACCUCUGCUUGGAACGCCCAGACUUGCCCAAGUGCGGCACGUCGUGCUACAACCCGGCGCGCGCGGCGUGCUGCGGCGCCCAAGUGUACCUCUACUACCAGUGGGACCCGGCGACGAACGCGACGGCCGAGCAACAGUGCUGCACGGACAAACACAACGCUUCGUACGUGGCGUUUUCGUGCAAUCGGACGGCCUCGGGCAAUGGCACAGUGGGCAACGCGACGCGCGACGCCACGAUUGUGGCGCCAACGAAGCUUCCCGUCGUCGAGGACGAGGACGUGAGUGGUUCGGGUAGCGAUUUCGAUGAGGAGCUCGGCUUGUGGGGCAGCGACGCCGACGACGAUGACGAAGACGCUGGGGACGAUGGUGAGGACGAGCUCGCAUCGCUGGAGAGCGAUAUUGACGAGCUCGGCGAUGACGACGGUGAAGGCGACGACGAUGGCGAAGUCGAGGAUGAGCCAAUUGUCGCGGGGGCCAAUGCACACACCGACAGCGGCAAAAAGCACGACAGCAAUUCGACAACGCCAACGAUGCACCCGACCACGCGGAGUCGCUCGACGCCACUACCCACGACGUCGGACGAUUCCUCGAGCUCCCGUGACAGUGACCACGAUGUCACGGAGAGCGACGACGACACUGAGACCGACGCCGACGCUGACGAAGAGGCUGAAGAAGUCGAGCCUGACGACACUGACGCAACGGACGAAGACGCUGACGAAGAGGCUGAAGAAGUCGAGCCUGACGACACUGACGUCACAGACGAAGACGCUGAUAUCGAAGCUGUCGACGUCGACGAUGCUGAGACUGACGACAGCGCUGAGGCAACGGACGCACCGCUCUCGCCAAAGCCAACGGCCCAGCGCGCUGGCAACCAGUCCGCAGAGCACGAGAAGCCAUGGCACGUGCCGGGCGCGGCCUUGACGCAGACCAACUCGACUCACAACAACGCCACGCACAACGCCACGCGCACCAACCGCACGGGGAGCAACUUCAGCGACGAGGCCACGAUCCAGCGCCCGUCCAGUGCCACGGGUGCCAUUCAGCACUGCGCGGGUCUCCUUGCAGUGCUCUGCAUCUUUGGGAGCAUGCUCGUGUAG